CCAAGGUGGGGGCGGAUCCUGCUCCCUGGGCAGGCUGCUGCUGGCAUGGGCUCUAAGAGCUGGGCACUGACCACUGCAGGCUGCAGAAGGGUCCGGUGAAUCUUGGAGAAGAAAUGCCAGGGAAACAGCCUGUAGAUGGGCCGGCAGAGGCUGGGGCUGCCGAAGAUGGCACCGACGAAGGGCUGGGAGGCCUCACCCCAGAGGAACUCCAGCAGGGCCAGGAGGCCGCCCUGGCCCUGGAGGACAUGAUGGCACUGAGUGCCCAGACCCUGGUCCAUGCAGAGGUUGACCAGCUCUACCAGGAGGUGCGUCCCCUGGGCCAGGGCCGUUUUGGCCGUGUCCUACUGGUCACCCAUCGUCAGAAAGGCACACCCUUGGCACUGAAGCAACUCCCGAAGCCCUCCACGUCCCUCCGUGGCUUCCUGUAUGAGUUCUGUGUGGGCCUCUCCCUGGGUGCCCACCCCGCCAUUGUGGCUGCCUAUGGCAUCGGCAUCGAGUCCAUCCACUCCUACAGCUUCCUGACAGAGCCUGUUCUGCACGGAGACCUCAUCACCUUCAUCCAGCCCAAGGUGGGCCUCCCUCAGCCUGCAGCCCAGCGCUGUGCGGCCCAGCUGGCCUCAGCCCUGGAGCACAUCCACUCCCAUGGCCUGGUGUACCGGGACCUCAAGCCCGAGAACGUGCUGGUGUGCGACCCAGCCUGCCGACGGGUCAAGCUGACCGACUUUGGCCACACGCGGCCCCGUGGGACCCUGCUCCGCCUGGCCGGGCCCCCCAUCCCCUACACAGCCCCCGAGCUCUGCGCUCCUCCGCCCCUCCCUGAAGGCCUGCCCAUCCAGCCUGCCCUGGACGCUUGGGCUCUGGGGGUCCUGGUCUUCUGCCUCCUCACUGGCUACUUCCCCUGGGACCAGCCCCUGGUGGAGGCCGACCCCUUCUACGAGGACUUUGUCAUCUGGCAGGCCUCAGGCCAGCCUCAGGACCGGCCGCAGCCCUGGUUUGGCCUGGCGCCCGCAGCAGACACUCUCCUGUGGGGGCUGCUGGACCCUCACCCCCGGAGGAGGAGCCCAGUGGGCUCCAUCAGGGGCUACCUGGGGCGACCCUGGAAGCAGCGGGAGGGGGAGGCCGAGGAGCUGGGAAAGGGGGCAGAGGAUGGGCCGUGAGCAGACCCGAGGGGCCCAAGGGGCCCGAGUGGAGCGUCCACUUCCUGAGGCUGCUCGGCUGCCCUCGUGGCUUCGGCCUGCCGGCUUGGUCUGUCUCAGGUGUCCGCCCUGCUCCUCUGUGCAGUCCCUCCCCGUCUCUGCGUGUCCUCUGCAAGUUCCCUGGGUGCUCUCGGCCUUGCCUCCUGCACGUCUCGCCCGCCCCCUCUCCUGGCAGCCCUUCCUCACCUCACACGGCCACCGCCCUCCUCUGCAGCCCCAGCCCCCUCUUCCACUGUGGGUCACUUUAUUUUCUCUGCCACCAUGUCCUCUUUAGUCUGGAUAUUUUACUCACUGUGGCGACCAUAUGAGCUCCCAGAGGGAGCGGCUUGCCAUCUUGCUCCUGAAGGGCACGUGCUCAGAGCAACGCCUGACCUGUGGAGUAAGUGACCCCUGGCCUCGCGCUGUCCCUGUCCUCCUGCCCUCUCCUGCUGGGCUUCCCUCCUACCGUCCCUCUGCCCCUUUCCUGCACGAGGCUGGGGUGUCACCCUCUUGAUGUGUUUGGCCUCCUCUUGUCCCAUCUGCUCUCUGCAAAUA
This is a messenger RNA of Sciurus carolinensis (gray squirrel), 1730 nucleotides long. RefSeq names its product SH3 domain binding kinase family member 2 (gene Sbk2). Gene Ontology annotation, biological process: peptidyl-serine phosphorylation; peptidyl-threonine phosphorylation. Gene Ontology annotation, molecular function: protein serine/threonine kinase activity; ATP binding. Bases 114 to 1157 code for a protein of 347 amino acids. The transcript is spliced from 4 exons. NCBI's taxonomy places the organism in Eukaryota, Metazoa, Chordata, Mammalia, Rodentia, Sciuridae. The record is from RefSeq and is a predicted model, not a curated record.